AUGGACUUCGCACCCUACCAGUCCUCCCCGCCCGAACGCGAGCGCGCCCUGUCGCCUCAACCGACCUCCCCCCGCGCAUCGGCGGAUUUCCGUCGCCCAUUCUCUCCUCCUUCUGCUGCCCCCGGUGGUUUUCAAUACCAAUACCAGCAAGACCAGUACAGCCAGCCGUCGCCGCCGCCGCUCCAGCACCCACAGCCGCAGCGCAGCUGGCAACCCAGCCUGCCAGGCGCAUACCCGGUGGCAGAUGCGCAUCGCGAGGGCGUGAGCGAAUUCGAUACAAGUCUGGGUAUAAGGCUCGACUACGAGGCCAGUGCGGCAUACCUUGCGCUGCCGCCGCUGGGCGCCAUCCUGCUGCUGAUCGGGGAGCGGAAUAGCGACUAUGUGAGGUAUGUGGCAGUCUCGGGAGGUGCUCAGGUGAAGGCUUCCCUUGCUAACGACCACAGGUUUCACGCGUGGCAGGCAAGUCUCUUGUUCACGGCGAUACUAGUCAUUCACCUCAUCUUCUCCUUCUCGAGAUUUCUAAGCUGGCUCUUCUUCCUGGGCGAUCUCUUCGCCAUGGUAUGGCUCGCCAUGCGAGCGUAUCAGGACGCCGACACGCUGGACCGGUUUGAGUUGCCCAUCAUUGGCCGCAUAGCGAGCAACAUUCUGGACGACGAGUAG
Verticillium dahliae VdLs.17 is the source of this 660-nucleotide messenger RNA. RefSeq lists its product as uncharacterized. The record is from RefSeq and is a predicted model, not a curated record. The coding region runs from base 1 to 660 and encodes 219 amino acids. The transcript has a single exon. NCBI's taxonomy places the organism in Eukaryota, Fungi, Ascomycota, Sordariomycetes, Glomerellales, Plectosphaerellaceae.